Haplochromis burtoni (Burton's mouthbrooder) is the source of this 2197-nucleotide messenger RNA. Its product is annotated as ATP-sensitive inward rectifier potassium channel 10. The record is from RefSeq and is a predicted model, not a curated record. Gene Ontology annotation, molecular function: inward rectifier potassium channel activity. Gene Ontology annotation, biological process: regulation of monoatomic ion transmembrane transport; potassium ion import across plasma membrane. NCBI's taxonomy places the organism in Eukaryota, Metazoa, Chordata, Actinopteri, Cichliformes, Cichlidae. Gene Ontology annotation, cellular component: plasma membrane.
GGAGGGGAGUUGAAUUAAUGAAUUAAAAAUGUUGCGAAGCAGCGUCCGUCUGAAUAGUUUUGGGUUUAUAUAGAGAGGCAUGCUGGGUGGACCCUGGAGGAGUGGACAGCGCAAGCUUCUUUAACUUGUCCCUGUGGGGACACAGAAGGCUUCACAUGCAAGGAGAGGCAGACUGUGCUCAUCCGAUUACAUAAUGAUCCAGCAACAGUGAGCCGGAACCGGUACUGCCAGUGCCAGCGUGCUGCUGCGGUACACUGACUGACCGCUGGGACUCCUCAUCCAGGCCUCUCCUCUCCUCUGACGGCUUUCAUGUUUUUCUCACUUUGGUCAUGACCUCAGCCACACCGCCUUCCUCUGAAGGCACCUCCCCUCAGAAAGUUUGCCAUUCUCAGACGCAGACUGACAUCACCAAGCCCCUGCUGACCCCCACAGAUGGAACUGGCGGUCAUGCAGGAGUGGGAGGAGCUGCAUCUGGAGGUCCAAGUGCUCUGCGAAGGCGGCGGCGUGUCCUUUCUAAAGAUGGGCGGAGCAAUGUACGCAUUGAGCAUGUAAGUGGAAGAGGGGCGCUGUACCUCCGUGACCUCUGGACGACUUUCCUGGACAUGCAAUGGCGCUACAAGUUGUUCCUCUUCUCGGCUACCUUUGCGGGGACCUGGUUCGUGUUUGGAGUACUUUGGUAUCUGGUGGCCAUGGUGCAUGGAGACCUACUAGAGUUUGACCCCCCCUCCAACCACACGCCGUGUGUAAUGGAGGUGAAGACCCUGACAGGGGCCUUCCUCUUCUCUCUGGAAUCCCAAACCACGAUUGGCUUCGGCUUCAGGUGCAUCACAGAGGAGUGUCCGUUGCUCGUCCCAAAAAGAGAGGAGAGACGGUGAAGUUCAGCCAACACGCUGUCGUGUCGAAUCACGAGGGACGGCCGUGCCUCAUGAUUCGAGUGGCCAACAUGCGUAAAAGCCUGCUGUUAGGUUGCCAGGUGACGGGGAAGUUGCUUCAGACGUCCCUGACAAAGGAGGGGGAGACGGUGCGGCUGGACCAGAGAAAUGUGCCUUUCCAGGUGGACACGUCCAGCGAAAGCCCCUUCCUCAUCAUCCCUCUCACUUUCUACCACAUCAUUGAUGACAACAGCCCCCUCAGAGCCUGGGCAGCAAAAGGUGGUGGCUGGACAGACCCAGAACUGGCUGACUUUGAGCUGUUGGUGAUCAUGAGCGCCACGGUCGAGCCAACUUCCGCCACAUGCCAGGUUCGAACAUCCUACCUUCCCGACGAGAUCCUCUGGGGCUACGAGUUCCCCCCUGUCGUCUCCCUGUCCCCGUCAGGAAAAUACGUGGCUGAUUUUGCCUUUUUUGACAAAGUGGCAAAAACCAAAACUCCACCCCUUUUCAAGCAGGGCCUGCCACCAGAUGUGCAGUCGCAGGGGUCCCGUCAACGUAAGGGCAAGGAAGACGGAACGGACUUGGAAAAGAUGAGACUGGAGGAGAGCUACAGGGGGGAGGAGAAGGGCCGCCAGAGAGGGCGUAUUCGGGACAGCAGCCCACUGAGUGUUCGAAUUAGUAAUGUGUGAAAGGGUGAAGAAGAGGUUCUGAAAGUUGAUGUGAAACCGAGAUCAGGCAAAGAUAGGAACAAAGAAGAAGCAACCACAUUCUCAUGAAGAAGCCUAAACUGCCAAUGCAUGAGUUAUUCUAAAGUACGUGGCAGGAAACUGAACACCUGGGUGUUAAGACUGCGCAUGAAAACCAGACACACUCUUUAACCACAAGGCUGUAUACCAGAACAAACAAAGAAGAUGUUUACAGCCUUUCAGAGUUCGAAUAUCAAGUUACAAACCUGACUUAUACAAAUCGACAGCAUGCUAAAAGAUUUUUGGAAAGGAUUUUCAAUGAUGUCAACAAAUUAGUGUCUACACCGUAUUUUUUUUUAGAGAAAAUUGAACGAGAUGAGCCACGAACUUCAAAGCAAGUUCAAUAUACCCUGAGCAUCUUUCCAUUGUCUACAUUCACUUACCCUAGUAAUGGCAGUCAAGUGGUCACAUGAAGCUGGUUAUCAAUUUGCUAAAUUAACCCAGGUUUCUCCUACAUAUCCAUUUGAAAGGCAACAAUAAUACAGGCUGAAUGUAACACAGCUGCUGCAGAUAAAUCAGCAGUGUCAGUGUGUGUGUGUGUGUGUGUGUGUGUGUGUGUGUGUGUGUGUGUGUGUGUGU